CGCGCAUAUUUGUCUUGUCAACCCUCCUCUAAAAUGGACAAGAAUAUUCUCAUAGGAAGGUUCGACCAGGUCAGGACAAUUAGUGUUGCAAAGGUAUUCGGCACCUUGCUCACGUUGUGGCUCGCGUAUUGCAUCGCGAUAGUUGUGUAUCGCGUCUGGUUCAGUCCAAUAGCAAAAAUUCCUGGGCCCAAGCUCGCUGCAUUGACCUUCUGGUACGAGUUCUAUUACGAUGUGUACCCACACAAAUACCAGUACGGCUUCAAGCUCAGAGAGCUCCAUAAUAAAUACGGUCCAAUCAUCCGCAUAAAUCCCAUCCAUGUACACAUUCACGACCAUGCCUACCUCGACACCAUCUACGCUUCCGGGAAUGCACACAAGCGCGACCGCUGUUCAUGGUCCCACCACAGCGGCGCAAAGACCUUGAGCGGCGCAAUGUUAGAAGCCAUGGACCACGAUUUGCAUAAGAUGCGGCGUAACGCUACAAGCAGCUUCUUCAGCAAGCGUAACGUGCAAGUUCUCGAGCCGCUUGUCGUCAAUACUACGAACAGGCUUCUGGCUAGGUUGAAGCAAGACAUGCACCGCGACAUCGGUGAAGGCGGAAAAGGCAUCGUCAAUCUAAACUAUGCCUUCGCAGCUAUGACCAUGGACAUCAUCAGUGAGUACUGUUUCGGCGAAGGCAUGAACAGCAUGGAGCGCUCGCAAUACGGCAAGCAGAUGCUAGACAUACUGCACCAGGGCAUCCAGAUGCGGCCCCUCGCGCGGCAGUUUCCGACCUUCUUCAACUGGAUGUUUGAUUUGCCACCUGAGUAUGUUGGGUACUUGUCACCUGAUAUUCUGCCGUUGAACGAGUUCAAUGCUGGGUUAUUAAGAAGAAUUACGAAAAUUAUGGAUUUUAAGGACGAUGGUGGGAAAGGGACGGGGCAUCAGUCGAUAUUCCACGUAUUCAGGGAUGAUCCUAAUGUGAAGCUACCGCCGGAGGAGAAAACACCGUUUCGGUUGAUGGCUGAGAGUAGUGUUUUCAUCGGCGCGGGAACGGAGACGACUUCGAGGACGUUGGCGGUCACGAUAUACUAUCUUCUCAAAGAGAAGGAAGUCGGAAUGAAGUUGCUCGAGGAACUGAAAAGAAUUCUUCCCGUGAGAGGAACAACAGUAUCGCUGCCUCAGCUCGAAGCUCUCCCAUACCUCUCUGCGGUAAUAACAGAAGGCCUCAGAGUCGCUCACGGUGUAUCGUCUCGCCAGCCCCGCAUCCCUACCAACGAAGAUCUAACCUACGGCCCCUACAAAAUCCCUCGUGGUACACCAGUGAUGGAGUCGGCCUAUCUGAUCCACACCGAUCCGAAGAUCUACCCCGAGCCCAUGUCAUUCCGACCGCAACGCUGGCUGGACAAUUCCGACCUGAAGAAGAACUGGUUCGCUUUUGGGCGUGGGAGCAGGAGCUGCCUUGGCAUGAAUCUUGCGACCAGCGAGCUAUACUUUGGUAUUGCAUUUGUGUGGCGGUGGAUGGAACUGGAGAUUUGGGGUACAAGCGAGGAGAGAGAUGUUCAGACGAAUUACGAUUGUUUUAUUGGAAUGACGAGUUUGGGGACAGAGAGUGGGGUUCGGGUUCGGAUCUUGGGGAAGAGGAUGGAGUGAUGUCGAGUAGAUCCUCGGUAAUGUCGAUCAUUCAUGAGGCGUCAGCGUGUUGACGGUUGGCCAG
Molecule: messenger RNA, 1696 nt
Organism: Paraphaeosphaeria sporulosa
Lineage: Eukaryota; Fungi; Ascomycota; Dothideomycetes; Pleosporales; Didymosphaeriaceae
Product: putative benzoate 4-monooxygenase cytochrome P450
Exons: 3
Coding region: 34-1632 (532 amino acids)
Molecular function (GO): iron ion binding; monooxygenase activity; heme binding
Source: RefSeq, a predicted model, not a curated record